This is a messenger RNA of Vitis vinifera (wine grape), 1103 nucleotides long. Its product is annotated as GEM-like protein 4. Bases 292 to 915 code for a protein of 207 amino acids. Lineage: Eukaryota; Viridiplantae; Streptophyta; Magnoliopsida; Vitales; Vitaceae. The record is from RefSeq and is a predicted model, not a curated record. The transcript has 4 exons.
CCUUCUUUUAACCCAAUACAACCUUCUUGGAUAUUGUCCCAAAAGAAGAACUGGUUCUUUUUACUAUAGCCUUUAGAAAUGUGAAAAAAUUUCUUUAAGGUUAUCGUCUGUGCCUUUCUUUUUGUUGCUGAUCCAUGAAUGACUUAUCCAACUAAAGUUAAAGGUUCACCUACCAUGUUCUUCCCUUUAAAUACACUGGCAUUCUUCAAGGUUUGAUCAACCUCUGAGAGUACUGCUUCUUCAAUCUCUAAAAGGAGAAAGCAUUGUGGAGCACUAGCUGCAGUUUGAGAUAUGAAGAACCAGCUUGCACGACAGAUCAAUGGUAUCCCAGUUAGCUGCCAAAAUCAGAAUCCCUCUUCUUCAAAUACAUCUCUGGCAUUAACUCAUAGUAAGGUGGACAGAAAGAAGAAUAUGAUGAUCAGAUAUGAGAAAAAGGCCGAUAAUUUUGUACAUGGAAUCAGAGAACAUGUGAGAUUAGGACCUAAGAUCUCUGAAACAGUGAAGGGGAAGUUGAGCUUGGGGGCCAGAAUUCUUCAACUAGGGGGAGUGAAGAGAGUUUUCAAGCAAAUUUUUGGUGUUGGAGAAGGAGAGAAGCUAUUGAAGGCUUCUCAAUGCUAUUUAUCAACAACAGCAGGCCCUACAGCUGGCCUCCUCUUUAUCUCUACUCAAAGGGUUGCCUUCUGCAGUGAGAGACCAAUCAAAUUCUCUUCAAAUGGUGAAUUGGUUAGAUUCCAUUACAAGGUCUCAAUCCUACUGAGAAAGGUAAAGAGAGUAGACCCAAGUGAGAAUGUGAAAAACCCAUCUCAGAAGUACAUGAAAAUAGUCACUGUGGAUAAUUUUGACUUCUGGUUUAUGGGGUUCUUGAAUUACCAGAAAUCUUUCAACUGUCUCCAACAGGCACUGUCUCAAUCUUGAAUGAGUUACAAGAUUCAAGCAGAAAUGGUUUUCCUCUGCUUCAUUAGAUGUAUUUACAUGAAGCAAAAACAAAGCUUCUACACGGCCCAAAACUCUGUAUAAAGUAUUUGUCAAUGAAAAAUUGAUCUCCGAUUUUUCAACUAUUGUUAUAUAGAAUGAGCUCCACCGAAGUGAUUGAUGUUUUAUAA